CCCAGAAGUGGUCUUUAAUUGUGAAUAUUUGGGAUGUACAUACAAGAGCUGCCUUAAGAUGGACGUACGCCGCCAUUACACUCUACGACACGAGCGAGGCAUGGGUGUCGUGUGCACGCUGUGUGGGAAGAAGUAUCGCAAACGCUACCAUCUUAGAAUUCACAUGUUUAAUAAGCAUGAAGUUCGAGGGGAUGGGCUGAGGACUUUCAAGUGCCCAGAAGAAGGUUGUGAGUAUGAAACGACAGCAAGCAACAGUCUAAAACUACACGCCACCAAGCACAAGAAGGACAAGCCGUUCAACUGCCCUUACUGUGGUCGCUGCGUGAAAACGGAGAAAACCCUACAGAAGCACAUCAACAAGCGCCACCUGAACAUAAGGCCUUACUUGUGUCAAGUGUGUGGAGCAUCUUACGGAGAGGAACACGAGCUGAAAACUCACGAGGCGCGUCACCUCACGGAUAAACCUUACAUAUGCGAACACUGUUCAUAUUCCACCGUCAGCAAGGCAGAUUUGGCGAGUCACGUUCUAGCCAGACACAACCAGAGACUGGACAGCAAGAUCAAAGUCUACCAGUGUCACAUCUGCGGCUACACCACGACCCGGAAGAAACACCACGAGCGACACAUCAAGGGACACCUCAACAUCCGCGACAUGGUCUGCAACAUCUGCGGGAAGACGUUUGCUCACGACCGCACGCUGGCUAAACACAUACGCUGGGUUCAUACGGAGAAGAAGGUGAAAUGCCCCCACUGCGAUCACGUGACGGCGGAUAAUUAUCACCUGAAGGAGCACAUUCGCGUGAUGCACACGCACAGAGAUUUGAAGCCCUUUAAAUGCGGGUAUUGUGAUUUUAGGUGUAAAAUAUCGGGGAACGUUCGCAAACAUUGCCUGCAUAAACACAAAGGAGUGGAGGUGAAGUAUUUGAAGGUGGCGCGGACGGAUGUCGUCAAGGAGGUUCCGAAGCGCCCUCUUUUGUCCGACGUCUCCAUGCGCACGGCGGAUGUGUUUAGUUCUGCCCUGGAGAUGUUGGCGACCCAGACCGUGCAAGCAGUGUCGUCUGAAUUGAGUCAUUUGUCCAAUCAGGUCGUUUCAGGACAGCAGCAGAUCGCCAGCGUUGCCGACCAACCUCAUAUCGAGUCUUGCUCGCCCGUGCCCAUGUACGCCGGCAACCAAAUCCUCUCCGUGCAGCACGUGACGUUGGGACAACACGUACAGCAACAACAACAAGAACCGCAGCACCAACAGCAUCAACAGCCCUCUUCCAUAGCGACCAGCCAAGUGAUGACCAGUCACAUGACGGGUUCGGGGCAGUUGCCAGUCUCGGCAAUACGCACGGCGCUGAUGCAGCCCGUGACGAACCAGAUGCCGCCGCCUCACCCCCAUCAGCACCCGAACCUCUUGCCCCCUCAUGGUCACCUGGCUGGACCCAUUGACAUGUCCACCGGUCAGAUUCCCCACUGGACCAUGGGGCAGUAUUAAGAGGUGGUCAUCCUAAAAUUUUGGCUCUACGUCCUUCGUGUGUUUGCUGAAAGACGGCGAUGGAAAUGUUUUGUCGCUGAUAUUGUUUUGUUGAAGGCAAGCAAAUUUGAUGUGUGGAAACAUGCAUGCAUACACACGUGCGCACGUUCAACACAUGUUCACGUACGUGCAUUCAUACAUACAAUCUACCUCUAACUUAUUUGCUUGCACGCACAUGCACACACACACACACGUACGCACACGUGCGCACAUUCACACACAAAGCUUUCGGUUAUCGUGGUAAAUGAUCAAGAAUAAUGCAAUGGUAAUUUUAGACAAUGGAACAUACAAGAAUUAUGUGGGCAAUUCUGAUGAAAUUUGUGAACAAACUAGAUUAUGGAGAAAAUUCUAGUUUUGAUGGUUGUGCUAUUUAUUACGUUGGAGUUGUUUUCUUUUAUAGGAAGGUUUAAAUCUCGAUCAUGAUUCAACAGUGGAAAUUUUAUAGUAGAUUGCUUUAUUUAUAGAACUUUUUUUCCUUUAUCUUUAAAAGUCUGUUGAAAACAAACUUUAACAGUGAAAGAAAAUAGCACGAAGAUUUUAUAAGUUAUUUAUCUAUAUUUUAUACCGUAUGUGCUCUUACAAAAUAAUGGACCUAUUUAUUGUUUGGUAUGGGAAUAUAGAUAUAGUAAUCAGAUGGUUCAGUUUGUAAAAUAAUAUUGUUU
This is a messenger RNA of Lingula anatina, 2181 nucleotides long. RefSeq lists its product as uncharacterized. Gene Ontology annotation, cellular component: nucleus. Gene Ontology annotation, molecular function: protein binding; DNA-binding transcription factor activity, RNA polymerase II-specific. Lineage: Eukaryota; Metazoa; Brachiopoda; Lingulata; Lingulida; Lingulidae. The record is from RefSeq and is a predicted model, not a curated record. Gene Ontology annotation, biological process: regulation of transcription by RNA polymerase II.